AAGUAUCUUUUCAAACUUUCUUUUCUAAUUUUCCUCACCAUCAUCAGGCUAUGGGGCUGUGGAUUAUCUUCCCCAUCUCCCUCGCCCUGGUGUCCUUCAUAGGAACAUGGAGUGUAUAUGGCAUUGCUCUCUCCCACUAUCAUGUAUGCCCUCUCGGUUACUGGGGACACGACAACUACUGCAGAGGGAACUGGACCACUGGAUGUUGUCUGGCUCCCACUAUAAGCUCAAGUGGAACAAAUGCACCAGAAAGUUCACUUUUUUCUGCUACAAUCAACGCAGGAGCCUUUCUGUUCUUGCUCUUCUGCAUAUUCCAUCAUGCACACAUCAUGGAGAGAAACUUGAGUCAAAUUGUGAUGAGCAAGAUUGCUCUGGUGUUUGGCGUGGUAGCAGCCAUGGGGGCUUUUGCAGCUGGUAACUGCAAUCCGGGUUAUCUGGCCGUCUUGCACUACUUUGGAGCUGCCGUCAGCUUCGUUUGCAUCUGCUCCUACACCGUCCUGCUGACCUGGAUGACCAGGAAGUGUGCACUGACAGGAUAUGAGAAGGUUCUCUACCCAUUUCGCAUCAUCUCCACUGUGGUCCAAGCCAUCGUCACCAUCUGCUACAUGGUUCUGUUUCUCCAGGAGGAAUACUUCUACGUUCACCUGUCUGCCGUAUUCGAGUGGAUGCUGAGUGUAAACCUGGAGCUGUUUGAGCUCAGCUAUGCCGUAGAGUUUUGUUUCUUCUCAUCCUACAUGAUUUCAAACCUGCUGACUGAACGGGAGGAGGAGAAACCGUUGAUGAUGACUCUGUCGUGAUAUGAGGCAGCCAGAGUCCAGCGGAAGCAGGAGGGCGCUGAGGAUGGACUGAGUCAGACAUCUAUAAAGACUGUGGCUGGAUCCUGGCUGAGGGACUAACAUUAUUUCUUAACACUUUGCAUUUCUGGACUUAUAUCUGCUAAUGGAAAUUUCCCCAUUGGCCUUAAAUUUGAGGGUUUUCUGUUCGAGGAGAAUUUGUUUCUCUUGUUAAAGAAUAAUUAUUAUUUAU
Messenger RNA from Cheilinus undulatus (humphead wrasse), 1026 nucleotides. RefSeq lists its product as uncharacterized. Gene Ontology annotation, biological process: protein localization to plasma membrane. The record is from RefSeq and is a predicted model, not a curated record. NCBI's taxonomy places the organism in Eukaryota, Metazoa, Chordata, Actinopteri, Labriformes, Labridae. The transcript is spliced from 7 exons. The coding region runs from base 51 to 797 and encodes 248 amino acids.